UGAGCUCUGUAAAUUAUCUCCAACACCUUACAGAACCUUCAAAACGGCUCUCUCUAGUUGCGCGCCGGCGAUGACCGCGUUCACGUCCGCCUUCCCACUGCCUCCGGGCGAUUCCGCCGCCGCACGUGACGGCAGCCCUUUUCGUCGAAAGGAGAACGGUUCGUCGCGUCUGGGUUUCUCGAGACCCUCAUGGAUCGUCCGGACCGAGUCAAAUGUUAAGAAAGAGAGAAGGAAGAAACCAGAUCCAUCUUGUGUAGUCUGCAAUGGAAGUGGAAGAGUUGAUUGCCAUUACUGUCAAGGAAGAGGCAGGACAAAUUGUGUGCAUCAAGUCAUGCUUCCAAAGGGAGAAUGGCCAAAAUGGUGCAAUGUUUGUGGUGGAAGUGGACUUGGGUAUUGUAACAGAUGCCUUGGAACAGGGGAAUACAGGGAUAUAAUGGGUUUUCACUUUAUGAAGAUCAAUGGCAACUCAUCAUGAUGUCAUGAAGAGAAGUAACAAUCUUCAGGAGAUCUAUUUAUGUAUGUGGCACAUUUCAGAGUAUCUUGUCCUGUGCACUCUUAUUGGUGUCUUUUCUCCAUUUUUCUACUACAGGAAAGUAGUCAUUCAACUAAACUGUAAGGUUUUUACCCAAAAAGAAAAAACUCAACUGUAAGUUCUGCGAUGUAUUACUUUGUUGCAGCUACACCAAAAGAUGGUGAUCUAUAUCUUGUAAUAGCAGUGUCAAUUGUGCAUUGCCCGCUACUCAAUCCCAUUCUGAACCUCAAGCUGGAUAGCAAAGGCUUGACAAAUUGUUAGCUAUCCUACGUCCAUAUAGAUACCACUACUAUGUUUU
Messenger RNA from Elaeis guineensis (African oil palm), 830 nucleotides. RefSeq lists its product as uncharacterized. The record is from RefSeq and is a predicted model, not a curated record. NCBI's taxonomy places the organism in Eukaryota, Viridiplantae, Streptophyta, Magnoliopsida, Arecales, Arecaceae.